AGAGGGUAAAAUAUGUCACAUCAUUGUCCUAGAAUUGUAUGCAAGUCGUGGAAAAAGGCCUUCUUUUACAGCCUUCAUAUAUUUCCUAAGCAAUCUUUUGGAGGGUUCAUUUCUAUUUCCCCACCAGAAACUGAAACCGAAACCAUGGCUGAAGGAGUUCUGGUCCAUGUUGCUGGUAAUAUCUUGAUGAAGCUAGGCUCCAUAACUUCCCAAAUGGUUGGAAUGGUGCCUGGACUGGAGGAUGAUCUUACCAAACUCACCGCCACUGUUUCGGCCAUUAAGAAUGUACUUGUUGAUGCAGAGGAGUGCCAAACUAAAACUCACGCACUACAGAAUUGGCUCCAAAAGCUGGAAGAAGUUUUUUAUGACGUGGAGGAUAUGCUUGAUGAAUUCUCCUAUGAGGCUCUCCGUCGAGAACUCACGACGACUAGAGAAAAAAAUACAAAAAAGGUACGCAUCUUCUUCUCCGGAUCUAACCUAAUUUCAUUUAAUUAUAGGAUGACUUGCAAGAUGAAGAAUAUUUGGGAGAGGCUAGAUGCUGUUGAUGCUGAGAAAGAACAAUUUCAUUUGCGUGAAAAUUAUGGUUCAUUUGACCAAAUUACGAUGGAAAGAAACGAAACUUGCUCUUUUUCAAAUGAAGAGGAGGUGAUUGGAAGGGAUGAUGAUAAGAAAAAAGUGAAGCACCUUUUGUUGGAUAUGGAUAUGAAUGUCAUGCACAAUGUUUUGUUCGUUAUGAUAGUUGGAAUGGACGGGAUAGGCAAGACGACUUUGGCUAAAUCUCUCUACAAUGAUGACGAUGUAUCAAAAUGUUUCGAUUCAAGAAUAUGGAUUUGGGUUUCUGGUCAAUUUGAGGUUAAAGUAAUCGUGAAAAAAAUGAUAGAAUCGGCAACAGGAAGCUCUAUUAAUCCUAAUGUUAAAGGAAUGGAAGCUUUACUUAUAGAGCUUCAAAAAGUGAUUAGAGGAAAAAAGUAUAUGUUAGUUAUGGAUGAUGUAUGGAAUGAAAGUGGGGAGAAAUGGAAUGAAUUGAAACAUUUGUUAAUGGGUGGUGCAAGAGGGAGUAAGAUUUUGAUCACAAAGCGUGAUAAUAAAGUAGCUACAGAAAUCGAAAGUAUGACCUCUUUGUUAACUUUAGAAGGCUUACGUGAGAGUAAGUCAUGGUCAUUGUUUAGAAGUGUGGCAUUUAAAGAAGGCAACGAGCCUGCAAAUCCAAACUUGAUAAAGUUGGGAAAAGAAAUUUUAGUGGGAUGUGGAGGUGUUCCUCUUGUAAUAAGACAGAUAGGACGCUUGUUAUCCUCUACAACUUCAGAAAAAGAGUGGAUGUCCUUUAAGGAGAAUGAACUUUUGGAAGCCCUUCAACAAAAUGGUAUAGACAAUAAUUAUCCUAUGACAUCCAUAUUAAAAUUAAGCUAUAACCAUCUCCCAUCAAAUUUGAAGCCAUGUUUUGCCUAUUUAUCCUUAUUUCCCAAAGGGACGAGUUUAAAAAUAAAUGAUUUGAUUAGACAAUGGAUAGCUCAAGGUUUUAUAGAAUCAUCAAAUGGAAGUUAACAAUCAUAGGUUUAGAGCAAUUUCGGCACACUCCAUCUGAAGUGAGGUUAGUAAACCUGAAAGACAUUCAAGGUGUGCGAGAUUUGGUACUCGUAUGGAAACUGAGCGGCAGGGAUGACGAUGAAGACGAAGGGGGUAAGGGCGAUGAAAUAGUUCUGGAAGGCCUACAACCACAUUCAAAUGUUGAAUCCUUGAGCAUCGAGGGAUACAGCGGAGUAAGAUUACCCAAUUGGGUCACCUUCGGAAUGAACUGAGACAGAGUGAAAUAUCUACCUCAGUUGGGCCACCUUCGGACCCUCAAACAUUUGUACUUAGAUAACAUGAGAUCUCUCAGAUUCAUAGACAAGAAUGAGCCAUGCUCAUGCUCUAAUUUCCCAUCUCUCAAAGGUCUAAUUUUAGAAAACAUGGAUAAUUUGGAAGGAUGGUGGGAAUCAAGAGCAGGGGAUCAGACUCUUCCCGUUUUUCCUCAGCUUCGAUUCCUACGUAUCGAGCGCUGUCCCAAGUUAACCAUGCCCAAGAUAGCUUCCACUCAAGCAAGUGUUAGUUUAUGUGAUGUUGGUGUUGAGGUGGUGAGUGCAAUGGGUCCAUUGUGGAAUUUUGAGAUUGUAAGACUCUGCGAAAUUAAGGAUCUGAAAGAUCUAAAAAUGGAAUCUCAGCAAAGUUUGGGUUCUUCUUCUUUGGGUAUCCCAAUCCCACACAUGUCCAUGUCCUCGUCUAUACGGCUUCAACAUCUCAUAAUAGAGAAAUGCUCCAAUUUGAUGAGUCUAUCGGAAUGGAUUGGCACCAUCACUUCACUUGCUACGUUGUCUAUCACUGAAUGUCCGAAAUUAAAGUCACUACCGGAGGAAAUGCGACAACUCAAAUCUUUGGUAGAGCUCACCGUACGCGGUUGCCCUGAACUUGAAGGAAGAUGCAAGCAUGAACGAUAGGAUUGGCCUAAGAUUGCACACAUCCACUAUAAAAGUUUUACAGGAUCAAGCAGAGUGCAUCAGCUGGAAAGUAUAGCAGUUACAAUACCCGAAAUGGUGACAGAAACCAUCCAACAAUAUGGAAAUGAAGCUAAAAGUUGGGAAAUUAUACAAUCCAUAGUGGUUGGUGGUUUAUUUGAAUCCAUCACAAGUUUAGUCAUUGUAACCUCAGCAACAGCAGCCAAUAUCUUUGAUGGACAUGUAAUAGCUUUGGCAUUCACAAGCUUGAUUGCAGGAUUUUUCAUCAUCAGACGCGAUGUAUCAAUAACACUGAACGAGCACAGGCCUAGGACUGGAAUUUUUAGAGCUGCAUGGCAUUAUAAUUUCCAUUACGUAGUGGCUACGCUAUCAUUCAUAUUGUUUGGUAUGGUGGCUCCUUUGGUUUAUGCCUUGACGUUCCCAAACUCUGAUAAAAAAUUCCUAAACCUUGCGGCCACUGCCGGAGCCUCCCUUUUAUGCACUGCAUUGCUUGCUGCUCUGAAAGCACACGUUCAGAAGCUCAGACGACAGAUCGUCAGCUACAUCAGAACUACAGCCUCUUUCGUUUGCUUUGGAGCUGUGGCCUUCUUCUCGUCAUACUUAGCAGGCGCGCUGUUUGGAAAACUUGUCAACGAACUCGAUUGAUUUGAGUAUUAGUAACUCGGAGUUGAGUAUUAGUAGCCCUCUCCGAGUUGUAUUGUAUAAGAUAUCAAUUACUUUUCUUGAGGUCGGAUGUUGAACAAUCUUGUUGUACUAAAGAAUAAACCCUCCCCCAGGCCACCGACUUUAUUUGGCGACUCUCUAUCUUAUUUCUUAUAAUUGCUUACAUCCUCUUUCAUGAGUAACUUUAUAAAUUGAGGGUCUAUUUGGUAAUGUUCUCAA
This is a messenger RNA of Momordica charantia (bitter melon), 3374 nucleotides long. Its product is annotated as membrane protein of ER body 2. Lineage: Eukaryota; Viridiplantae; Streptophyta; Magnoliopsida; Cucurbitales; Cucurbitaceae. The record is from RefSeq and is a predicted model, not a curated record.